Molecule: messenger RNA, 3219 nt
Organism: Callorhinus ursinus (northern fur seal)
Lineage: Eukaryota; Metazoa; Chordata; Mammalia; Carnivora; Otariidae
Gene: STOX2
Product: storkhead box 2
Biological process (GO): regulation of transcription by RNA polymerase II
Cellular component (GO): nucleus; cytoplasm
Molecular function (GO): RNA polymerase II transcription regulatory region sequence-specific DNA binding
Source: RefSeq, a predicted model, not a curated record
AUGAAGAAGACCCGGAGCACAACCUUGCGGCGAGCCUGGCCUAGCUCGGAUUUCUCGGACCGGGCCUCGGACCGCAUGAGGUCCCGGAGCGAGAAGGACUACCGCCUGCACAAGCGCUUCCCCGCGGCCUUCGCGCCCCAGGCUUCGCGGGGCUACAUGACAUCAGGUGAUGUGUCACCAAUCAGCAUGUCUCCCAUCAGUCAAUCUCAGUUUAUCCCACUCGGGGAAAUCCUUUGCUUGGCCAUCUCGGCAAUGAACUCCGCCAGAAAACCUGUCACCCAAGAGGCGCUGAUGGAGCACCUGACCACGUGCUUCCCAGGUGUUCCCACCCCGAGCCAGGAAAUCCUACGGCACACGCUGAACACGUUGGUACGGGAGAGGAAGAUCUACCCAACUCCGGAUGGCUAUUUCAUCGUGACCCCACAGACCUAUUUCAUUACUCCUUCUCUCAUAAGAACUAACAGUAAAUGGUACCAUUUGGACGAGAGGAUACCUGACAGGUCUCAGUGUACCUCGCCACAACCCGGAACCAUAACGCCCUCUGCCUCAGGCUGCGUCAGGGAAAGAACAUUGCCCAGAAACCACUGCGACUCUUGCCACUGCUGCAGAGAAGACAUGCACAGCAUGCAUGCUUCCACUCUGCAGAGGAAACCUGCCAAGGACUGCAAAGACCCCUAUUGCCCUCCUUCACUAUGCCAGGUGCCACCCACUGAAAAGAGCAAAAGUACUGUAAACUUUUCUUAUAAGACAGAAACUCUCUCAAAACCUAAAGAUAGUGAAAAGCAGUCCAAAAAAUUUGGGCUAAAGUUAUUCCGGCUAAGUUUUAAAAAAGAUAAGACCAAACAGCUAGCCAAUUUCUCCGCCCAGUUUCCUCCGGAGGAGUGGCCCUUGCGAGAUGAAGACACACCAACUACUAUCCCUAGGGAAGUGGAAAUGGAGAUCAUUAGGCGGAUUAACCCGGACUUGACCGUGGAAAAUGUCAUGAGGCACACUGCACUAAUGAAGAAGCUUGAAGAAGAAAAAGCGCAUCGGAGUAAAGCCGGGUCUUCGGCUCAUCACAGCGGAAGAAGUAAAAAGAGUAGGGCUCAUCGAAAGUCCCACGGGAAGUCUCGGUCGCACAGCAAGACACGAGUAUCUAAAGGAGACCCUUCGGAUGGCUCUCCUCUGGACAUCCCAGGUGACAGAGAGUAUGACUUCGGUGAUCCUCUUACCAGGGCACCCAGGGAAGGCUGCUUCAUCAUUGAGCACAAAGGAGAUAACUUCAUCAUGCAUAGCAACACGAAUGUGAUUGAGUCUCAUUUCCCCAUGACACCAGAAUGGGAUGUGUCUGGGGAAUUGGCCAAAAGGAGAACUGAGAUGCCUUUUCCUGAGCCUUCCAGGGGAAGCUCCCACUCAAAAGUGCACCGAAGCCACAGCCAUACCCAGGACCGAAGGUCCAGGAAUGAGAGAUCCAGCAAAGCCAAGGAGAGAUCCCGAUCCAUGGAUAACUCGAAGGGCCCUCUGGGGGCUUCUUCGCUGGGGACGCCUGAAGACCUGGCUGAAGGCUGUAGCCAAGAUGACCAAACGCCCAGCCAGUCCUACAUCGACGACAGUACUUUAAGGCCUGCGCAAACAAUUGGCCAUCAAAGGGCUCAUGUUUCAUCCACAAGCUAUAAAGAGGUGUGUAUUCCAGAAAUAGUCGGUGGCAGCAAGGAGCCUUCCAGCGCAUGUAGCCUUUUGGAGCCCGGCAGACCACCUGAGAGUUUGCCAUCCUAUGGGGAGCUCAACUCCUGUCCAACAAAAACAGCUACAGAUGACUAUUUCCAGUGCAACACGUCCAGUGAGACAGUCCUCACGGCGCCAUCGCCUCUGGGAAAGAACAAAGAGGAUCAUGACACUCUGACUCUGGCGGAAGGGGUGAAAAAACUGCCGCUGUCUGAUAGGCAGGCCCCACAUUCUUCCAGAGAGCCUGUAGGGCACAAGGAGGAGUCACCAAAAGGGCCAGGCGGAGGCCCAGCCGCUUCCGGCGCAGUGGCCGAAGGGAUUGCCAACGGACGCCUUGUCCAGCACCAUAGUGCUGAGCCCAGCAGCCUGGACAAGAGGAAAGAGAUAUUCAGCAAGGACACACUGUUCAAACCUCUCCACAGCACCUUGUCUGUAAACAGCUAUCACAAAUCGAGCCUGUCCCUCCUCAAAUCUCUCCCGAAGACACCUGCUGACACACUGCCGGGCCGAUGUGAGAAACUGGAGCCGCCCCUGGGGACCUCGGUGGCACCAGCCGUGCCUGGUUCCCAGCGUCAGCAGGAGUCAGGGGGGAACCAGGAAGCCUCUUUUGACUAUUACAAUGUCUCCGAUGACGACGACUCCGAGGAAGGGGCAAACAAAAACACGGAGGAGGAAAAAAACAGAGAUGAUGUAGGCACCAUGCAGUGGCUCCUUGAGAGGGAGAAGGAAAGAGACUUACAGAGGAAAUUCGAGAAGAACCUCACCCUCCUUGCCCCAAAAGAAACCGACAGUAGCAGCAACCAGAGAGCCACCCAUUCAGCACGCCUCGACAGCAUGGACAGUAGCAGCAUCACUGUGGACAGUGGAUUCAACUCCCCACGCACUCGGGAGAGCCUGGCUUCCAACACGUCAAGCAUUGUUGAAAGUAACCGUCGUCAGAACGCUACCUUGAGCCCGGUCCACGGUGGAGCUGGCCCGGCCUUCAACUUCCGAGCAAGUACGGACCCCGCAACCAACGAAGCUGAGAAACUACAGAAACCUUCCAACUGCUUGCAAGCUUCUGUUACUAGUGUGUGACAGUCGUUCUGCCUCAGAUCUCCUGUCUCAUUCGAUACAGCCAAGUUUACGACACUGGGACUGAUGUUUACAUCUUGGGAAAGACAAGCAUCUCGACCACAGUUUUUGUGUUUACUUAAACUGUGCUGCUAAGUAGGCUAGGGCAAAAAACAAAAAUCUUUAUUUCAGAGUAUUGCUUUUCACAUUUAUGGCUCUGUAGCAACCGAAUAGCAGUAGGGGUGAUAUGUAUACUUUUGCUUCACUACUUGUAACUGAGCACACAUAGGAAAGUCUAGACACUGUAAGUGUGAUAUGCAUUCCAAUGUCAUGAAGUUGCCAAUUCCAUUUUUAAAUGCCACAGAUACGUGUUGCUCCCAGUCUGUGGUCAGAGGGUGCCACAGAACUGAUCCUUGACACCUCCCCCCCCAAAAAAAAAGUAAGCCACCCCAAAAUGUCAAA